UGGGUGUGUCAACAGACAUAAUUAUGAGAAAGUUGGCAAGAUCAUAAUGGAAUGCAAGAGUGAAAGCUUCUGGUACAGAGCUUUGCCAUUAUCUCUUGCAAGUAUGCUUGCUUCCCAAGGAUUGGUGUACAAAGGAAUUCUUUCACCUUCAAAAAGAUUUGGGUCAACUCCUAAAGUCGCACUUGCUGGAGUUCUUGGUUUUGUGGUUGGAAAAAUCUCUUAUGUGGGAGCUUGUCGUCAAAAGUUUCAAAAUGCAGGCUUUCCCGCUUUUGGAACUACAUUUCCUUACGGAUUUGGAAACUUCCCUUUAGGUAAACCCCAUCAUGACAACGACCAUCAUGAAGGCAAAAACGGACCCCAUGGAUUCCCAGACCAUUGCAGGAAAUCUCAGCGGACAACCCCAGACUCUGCUGACCUCAGAUGCUCAUGGACACUAGACUCUUAGCUGCAUAAGGAUCACUCCAUACAAAGUUGAAACCUGCCUUCUACUUCUAGUAUGGAAGGAUAAUAUAACCCGUAAAGUCUAAAAAUCUAUACUUCCCCUAACAACUGGUAGGGAAGUGGCACCUAGGAAAGCUGAAGAAUGGCCUGGUCCCAGCGAUUCCUCUUCUCAUGCAUUGUAAUGUGGUUGAUCAAGUUAUGAUGAAGCUGUAACCCUAACCUCCAGCCUUCAAUCUGAUGAGCAUGUCAGUCACUUUAUCAGAUGGGCCCUCCGAUCUGGAGGUGGUGUGACAGAACAUUGUCAUUACUGAUUGGCUGAUUUAAGGGUCACCUUGACUGAAACUCCUUUACUCCGUCCUCUAAAGGUAAGAAGGGUAUGGAUGUUCAUAUGAAUAUUUCCUUGUGUCUGCUGGGAAAAUCUGCCACAGUGUGUAGCUGAUGUGUGCAUCAAAGAAAAUCUUAUGUUUGUAUUUGAGAAUCCUAUGCCCUUUUCCAUUGGAAAGGAAACACCAGCAAGAGGGUCUAAGAUGUUUUCACAAUAACUCAGGGAAUCAAAAAUGAACAACUGGUCUCCACAUCGCAACUGAAAUGCCAAAAUGUAGGAAGAACUUACAUUGGUUGUGAAGACGGCAUCAAAAUCACAAAAACAAAUCAUCCUGUAUUUGAUUGCAUGCUAUUCAAGGCAUAUGUGAUUUCUUCAUUCUUCAGCUGUCUUCAUUUCUUCCACUAUUUGAAGGCACAGUAGGAUAUUUGUGACUCUCAAGCUUUAACAACAACUUAAAUCUAUACAGUUCCUUUAAUGUGGUAAAACAUUCCAAGUUUCUUUACACGAGCAUUACAAACAAAAUUUGAUAUUGCACCAUAUUAGAAUGAUGAGGAAAACCUAUCUUAAAAUAAGUACGAGGGAAAGAGAGAAAGGAGUGGCUUUGAGGGAAUUUCAAAGCCUACAACACUAGCAGUGGAAUACAUGACUGCUAAUGGUGGACUGAUUAAAACUGGAGAUAUGAACAACAUACAAAUUAGUAGGUUACUCUUCCCUUUGAGUCUACUCCAUAUUCAAUAAUAUCAUGAGGUCAUGGAUGAUCUGAUUUUGACCUCAACUCUACAUUCCUCCUACGUUACUCCCUAAGAACAUUUCACACCCCUUUACUUAUCAAGAAUCUCUCUCUCUUUGCCUUCAUUGCCUUUUGAAAAGAACUCCAAGACAUUCAACCUUCUGAGAGAAACUUAACUCUGUCUUAAGUGGAUGACCCCUAAUUUAAAACAAUGACCACCAGUUUUGGAUUCUUCCAUCAGAGGAAACAUUCUCUUGGCAUUCCCCCCACAUCCCCUCAGGAUCUUGGAUGUUUCAGUCAAGUUGCCUUACUCUUAUAAACUCCAGCAGAUAGAAGCUUAGCCUGUCCACCUUUUUCUCAUAAUACAACUUGCCCGUUCUGGGUAUUCGUCUGAUAAACAUUCCUCUGAACUGCUUGCAAUGCAUUGAUAUUUCCCCCUUAAUAAAUAGGAAGACCAAUACUGAGCAUAAUACUUAAGAGAGAGUUAACCAAUGCCUUGUAAACCUGCAGCAUCAUUGACUUUUUUUUUGAAAUUUGAUUACAAUCAAUUUUAUAAUCAGAAUUAAUGCACAAGAGACAAAAACUGGAGAAACACAAGUAUCUUGUAAUGUUCUGGGACUAGAAGAAAUUACAGACAAAAAAUAGGACAAGGCCAUGGAAGGAAUUGAAAACAAAAAUGAGAAUUCUAAAAUCAGAAUGUCACCAGUGAACACAGGGAUGAUGGGAGAAUAAGACUUAUUGUGAGUUAGGAAACCUGUAGCCGAGUUUUGGAUGAGCUUAUGUUUAUGGAGGGUAGGAUUCCAAAGUAUUGCUCCAAAGCAGAGCAGCAGCAGAGAUGAAUGGCUCAACAAAGGCUCUGGAUUCAGUGGUACCGGAACACACAGCUGGGAUGCUAGAAUAAUUAGCUGUUUCUCAGCUGAAACACUGAUCCAUAAUUCUGCAAUACUGGUCACGAUUGGAACUGUUAUAGAUGUUGCAUAAUUAUGAUCUAUAUGCUUUCCUGUUGAAAAAUAGUCCUUGGUUUCCUGGCCAGCUAGUAGCCUGCUUUCUCUUCUUAAUAAAGAACACAAAGUGCUGGAGAAACUCAGCAGGACUGGCAGCAUCUAUUGAGAGACGAACAGAGAUAACAUUUCGAGUUUUGUGGCCCUUCACCAGAGCAGUUCUGAUAGGAGGGGGUCAUCGAGGUCACACUAUUUUUGAUGGGGACAUAGUAUGUCAUGAUAAUUGGCAUAACUAAUGUGUAACUCAGGGUUUGGGGUAAAUCGGGGAGAUGAAAUCUUAAGUAAAAGAGAUGAGUGGGAAUGUGUGGAAACUCAGAUAUGAUGCUGUUGACAGGAAAUACAAGGAACAGAAGAGUCACCAAGAUUGAGAAGCUGAGCCUCAGAUUGCCCCGUGAUGCCUUCCAUCCUCAUCUGAAUUGCAAAUGUGCAAUGGAAAUGAGAAGUGGCUGCCACCAGUCCUGGAAUGGGUCGAGUAAAUGUCUUUUUUCUGCCUGAGGGAGCAGGCUCUACUUGGGAGCGAUGCAAGGCCCUGCAAGGGACAGUUGCAUUAAUCAGGUAUUAAACAGUAUAUGGGCUGAAGUACUCGUAUCUACAUCGUCAAAUCCUGGCAACAACAUCCAGCGCCUUCUGAGCUAUCUCCACAUGGAGAAGCCAAAGCAGAAGUUCCCCUUCAGGAUGCAGAGUAGAUUCACCUAGCCUAUUGUUCUUGAUGUCAUUUCCUCCACAUGAUUGAGGGGCCUUAGCACCACAGACUUUAGAGUGUCUCAAGACUCUACACAGAAUGGUGCCAUCUGUUGGAGUAGGACUUGCAUCUAAAGGGAUAGAUGGCCGUCCUUUCCCAGUGGCUGUCAAGAUGACAACUUGCACUAAAAUUUUAUGUGACAGUCUGCUUCCACUAUCCACUGGAGACCUGUGCCAGCCACAUCAUUGAAAUAUGUUUCCAUUUGUUGCGUUCACCUCCUGCUCCCUUUCACUUACUUUUCCUCACUUGUGAAUCAUGCUUUAUCUGCUUCAGGGUGGUAGUAGCUGUCUUGAUGAUACUAUCGGGGAGACUGUAUUUGUUCUUGUGGAAAUAGUUACCAGUUACAAAGGACUUAGGGGAUAAUGGCUUCAAAUAGAGGCUAAAAUUCUAGGAAAAAUGAAAGGAUUGCUCUAAAAGACUUGAAAAAAACCUGUUAAUUGUGUGCCAUGGAACACAAAUUCUCAAAUUUUACAAUUUUAAAACUUUCAGGCUUAGGCAUUCAUCCAUAUUAUGUAGAAUAAUAUGUAUGAUAUCUCAAUGUCUGAAUAGUGCAAUGGUGAUUUUAUGACCAUAAAAAUUCAAGUUAAGGAAAAAGCAUCUGAGCGUUGGAAAGUAUUAUGGAAAGGUUUUUUGGGUGGGGGGGAGCUCCAGGAAUAGACUUCUUGUACUGGUGCCAUUUUUUAAAAUGCAGGAGAUGCCAUUGCAGAUGAUGUACACACUCUGGUUUAUGUUGAAGAGGCUGAUUGUUCCUUUGUAUUUGGCCACAAUGACUCACUGCACUUGGUUUCUGGGAUUAAUAGUUUAUGUUCAGACCAGACAAAAAUUUUCCACCUGUCUUUCAGAAUGCAAGCUUGUACAGGUUUUAAAUAAUAAACUUAAUUUUUUAAUGAUGUGCUACUAUUAAAAUUCUUAGUUCAAUGUGACACACAGAGACUUUCUGAAAGACCAUGGUUAAGAAUCAUCAUCUACUGAAUUUGGGCAGUGUACAUACAGUUUGGUUGUAGCAUUUGGCAAAUGUUUUAUCAUCUGGAGUAUUCCGACCCUUCACUGUUAGAAAUGAUGUUCUACCAUAUAAAUAAAACAGAAAUAAAGUAUUCUUAUUUUAA
Messenger RNA from Rhincodon typus (whale shark), 4345 nucleotides. RefSeq names its product OCIA domain containing 2 (gene ociad2). The transcript has 6 exons. Lineage: Eukaryota; Metazoa; Chordata; Chondrichthyes; Orectolobiformes; Rhincodontidae. The coding region runs from base 47 to 445 and encodes 132 amino acids. The record is from RefSeq and is a predicted model, not a curated record. Gene Ontology annotation, cellular component: mitochondrial inner membrane.